This is a messenger RNA of Westerdykella ornata, 3152 nucleotides long. Its product is annotated as aromatic compound dioxygenase. Gene Ontology annotation, biological process: L-leucine catabolic process; catechol-containing compound metabolic process. Bases 255 to 2867 code for a protein of 870 amino acids. NCBI's taxonomy places the organism in Eukaryota, Fungi, Ascomycota, Dothideomycetes, Pleosporales, Sporormiaceae. The record is from RefSeq and is a predicted model, not a curated record. The transcript has 9 exons. Gene Ontology annotation, molecular function: 3-methylbutanoyl-CoA dehydrogenase activity; flavin adenine dinucleotide binding; catechol 1,2-dioxygenase activity.
CACCCACAAGCCGAAGGGGGUUGCCGUACGGGGAGCGCAUUGCUGGAAGGCGACGGGCAGCGGACAAUGGCGAGCAUGGCAUCGCGCUAAAGGGAGCCUUCUGGAUUGUAUAUAAGGGAUAGACCCAGCCCCAGCUCUGCCUGCAAUUCAUCCACUUCUCCUUUCCAGACUUCUCCCUCUGUUAACCGUUUCCCUUUCACAUCUUCACAUUCUCUACCAUCUUUUGCAAGGGAAAAAGGAACAACACUGCCAAAAUGUCUUCGAAUCAGCAAACCUCUCCCCCCCACCGCUUCGAUCCCAACUUCACAGACUCGGUCAUCAAUGCCAUUGGACCCAACUGUGACCCCCGCCUACGCUUCGUCAUGUCCUCGCUGAUCCGCCACCUCCACGACUUCACACGCGAGGUCGAGCUCACGGUGGACGAAUGGAUGGCCGGCGUCAAGUUCAUCAACCUGAUCGGCCAGACCUCGACUCCCACACGCAACGAGGCGCACCGCAUGUCGGAUAUCCUGGGUCUUGAAUCCCUCGUCGACGAGAUUGCACACAAGCACGUCAACGAGUCGGGCGAGGAGCCCACCUCGUCCUCCAUCCUGGGCCCCUUCUGGUCGCCCAACGCCCCCUUCCGCGAGAACGGCGACUCCAUCAUCCAGGACCCGCACAACGGCCAGGUCGCCCUCAUGCACGGCGUGAUCCGCGACCUCGACACCAAGAAGCCCAUUCCGGGUGCCGUCAUCGACAUCUGGCAGGCCUCCAGCAACGGCCGCUACGACUUCCAGGACCCGGAGAACCAGACGCCCAACAACCUCCGCGGCAAGUUCAGGUGCAACGACAAGGGCGAGUACUGGUUCUACUGCCUCAAGCCUACCGCUUACUCCCUGCCGACAGAUGGUGCUGCCGGAGUGUUCUUCAAGGCCCUCGAUCGCCACCCGAUGCGGCCCGCACACAUCCACCUCAUGAUCACGGCCGACGGCUACAAGCCCGUCACCACCCAGCUCUACCCCAGAGAUGACCCCUACGUUACCAAUGAUACCGUCUUCGCUGUCAAGGACGAUCUGCUCAUUGACUUCAAGCCCCGCGAGGGCGACGCCAAGGCCACGCUGGACCUGGAGUACAACGUGACACUGGCACCCAAGCAGGGGAAGACGGCCUCGCGGGAACCCAUCUACGCCCGCAUCGCCGCCCGCCGCGCCCCCCGGCCCCUCAUCCCCCUCGACCUCGCCCUCCUGCACAACCCCGCCAUCGCCGACGGCUGGAACUCGUUCAUCGGCGCCAUCCGCACGCAAACGACGCUCUCGGCCGCCAUCAAGGAACUCGCCAUAUCGCGCAUCGCGGUGCUGAACCAUGCCGUGCACGAGUGGGACGUGCAUGCCGCGCUGGCGCUGAAGGCGGGCGUCACGAGGGAGGGGUUGCGGACGGUGUUUACGGCGGAGGUGAUUCAGCGGGGGGAGAAGAUGAGAGAGGAGAAAGAAGAAGGGGGGUUGAGUAGGGAGCAGUGGGUGCUGUUGGCGUAUACGGAUCAGAUGACGAGGGGGGUCGAGGUGGAUGAUGGGGUCGUGGAGGCGCUGAAGGGGUUUCUGAGCGAGAGGGAGGUGGUCGAGUUGACGGCGACCGUGGCCGCGUAUAAUUGCCCGCAUCCCAAACCCGUCUUCUGGCUCGCCGCCGGCCGCCGGCAUGCCUCGACCAAACAUCCCAAGGGCUUCGUGCCGCCGACCCAGGCGGAACUGCAGGAGUUGCGGGAGAGCGUGCAGGAUUUUACUCGUCGCGAAAUCAGGCCAGAGGUAGCCGCGAGAACAGAUGCCGAGAACGCGUUCCCCAACGACAUGUGGAAGAAGCUGGGCGACGCGGGGUUCCUGGGUAUAACUGCGGAUGAGGAGUACGGAGGUCUGGGGAUGGGGUAUCAGGCUCAUUGUGUGGUGAUGGAGGAGAUAUCAAGGGCGAGCGGUAGCAUAGGACUCUCAUACGCAGCCCACUCGCAGCUCUGCGUCAACCAGCUCAUGCUGAACGGGACACCGGAGCAGAAGAAGAAGUUCCUCCCCGGACUGAUAUCCGGCGAGGAGAUAGGCGCGCUCGCCAUGUCGGAGCAUUCGGCCGGGUCGGACGUGGUGAGCAUGAAGAUGACGGCCAAGGAGGUUGAUGGCGGAUACGUGCUCGACGGCACCAAGAUGUGGAUCACCAAUGGCCCAGACGCACACACCAUAAUCGUCUACGCCAAAACCCUCCCGCAAGCCGGAAGCAAAGGCAUAACGGCCUUCAUCGUCCCGACCACUACCUCCCCCGGCUUCUCCUGCGCCCGCAAACUCGACAAACUCGGCAUGCGCGGCUCCAACACAGGCGAACUCAUCUUCGACUCCGUCUUCGUGCCGCACGCCCACGUCCUGGGCCCCAUCAACCGCGGCGUCCACGUCCUCAUGGAAGGCCUCGACCUUGAGCGCCUCGUCCUCAGCGCCGGUCCCUUAGGUCUGAUGCAAGCCUGCCUCGACACCGUCCUACCCUACGUCCACCAACGGAAACAAUUCGGCGCUCCCAUCGCGCAUAAUCAACUCGUCCAGGGGAAACUCGCGGACAUGUACACCAAGAUGCGGGCGUCGAGCAGCUUCACCUACGCCGUGGCGCGCGCCGUCGACGAGAGUUACCAGGAGCCCCAGAUACGCACGCAGGAUUGCGCGGGCGCGAUCCUGUACGCGGCCGAGCGCGCGACCGAGUGCGCCCUCGAUGCCGUGCAGUUGAUGGGUGGGAUGGGGUAUAUGAAUGAGGUCCCCGUGGGCAGGAUCUUGCGCGAUGCAAAGUUGUAUGAGAUUGGGGCGGGGACGAGCGAGGUGAGGAGGAUGGUCAUUGGGAGGGCGUUUAAUCGUGAGUUUGCGCAGUGAGGGGGUUGGGGGGGAGAGUGAAUAGGGUCUCGGAGGCCAGAGGAUCCAGUGGAUCUGGGCACGGGCUUCUGAAAAGAGAUACAAUUGACCUUGAGCGGCGAGUGCGGGCUUCUUGGGUUGCGUGUUCUAUUACCUCUUCGCAUCUGUAGAUGAGUUGUGCUUGUCCGUGUGCGUCUGGCGCCCUUAACUCACGCCCAAACUUGUAACCACAACUUGCCCUCAGGCAAACCCCAUGUACGAGAUACGCUUCCGAUACAAAUCACCAAAAGCAAAGUAGAGCAAAGC